This is a messenger RNA of Varroa destructor (honeybee mite), 5574 nucleotides long. RefSeq lists its product as uncharacterized. The record is from RefSeq and is a predicted model, not a curated record. Gene Ontology annotation, cellular component: cytoplasm; membrane. Gene Ontology annotation, molecular function: GTPase activator activity. Lineage: Eukaryota; Metazoa; Arthropoda; Arachnida; Mesostigmata; Varroidae.
GUUGGUUAAUAUUCUAAUCAAUGAAACGAUGCCUCUCAUUGAAGUCGGAAAGGCUUCGCUUUUUUCAUAGGUAGACAUUAAAGUAGGUAAAGCUUGGAUUGUUAGUCGUAACUACGCACACACGAUUGUACUUUUCAAAUAGCGAAGAUAAACAGUUUUUUUUGCUACGAAAGUGGUAUAGUGUUCAGCCGUUCUCGAAUCUUCUCCGCAAAUCUCGCAAGAAUAACGUUUGUUGCUCUACAUCCAAACAGUGAAUCGCAAUUGUCUUGGAUUCGAAUUCCAUUUCAAAGAUGACAACGCAACCCUUAUAGCUCCCUAAUAUGUACUAUUAUAUACAGACCUUCUAGCCGACGGUUGUUCGGUGUGUCCAGUCAACCUGAACACCGACAAAAAUAACAGGAUUCUGCCUGUACUUUUAGCCUGCCGUCGAGUUGCAUCAAAAACUGCAAUUGCGGUUGCGACUUGCUUUUCUCUCGUCGCCUGUUUCCAUCGUUAUUGGGGAUCUCGUUCACGUUCUUCCGUUUUGAUAAGGUGGUACUAAGUUGCCUGUCAUUUUUUUUGGCCGGACGAAAUGAUGGCGCCCUCCGAAAAUAUUAUUACCACUGCUUUAAGAGCAAAAUCAAUCGCUACAAUUACCUAUUCUCAUUUAUCGAGGUGGACUCUAGCAACUUUAACACUAGGUUUAGUUAAUAGUCUGCAAUAAAUAAUAUCUUUUCACAUUUUUGACAAAUAUAUGUUAAUUAAAAAAAACCUUUAUAUUGCAACGGUCGCUUUAAUCUUCAGUAUAAGAAUCAAAGGCUACCUUGUCUUCGUGAGUAGCCUAUUUUUGGAGCGUGGUUUUCAGAAAAUUCCGGUCGCAUCUAAAUUAUCAAGACUCGCUGACUUACCGCAGUAGCAAGCAUUAAAUAAAGCACGACAUUGUCCUCAACUUCCAAAGAAGCCGCGGAUUAAAUCCGCCCCAUCGCACAAAGUCGAUUACGAUGACGAGCUUCAGCGACGAUGAGCUCGACUUUAUCAAGAACCGAGGAAACGAGAACACUUCAUCUUGACUCAACUGAAGUUACCUGUUUUUCGGAGAGCCAUGUUCUUGUUAUUAAGUUCAAUCGAUACGUGUACCUGGGAACGUACGACGAACGGUCAAACCUUGAAAAAGAGAGUCUUCGAGAAGAACACAAAAUUAGAGAAUUUAUGGUGCAGAAGUACGAACGAAAACGUUGGUUCGUUGAUCCUGAUAUAGCACAGCAUAAAAUGCAAUUGGACCGGCGACAGCGCGCGGCAGCGGAGCAAGGCAUAAGCUUAACGGGCGGCUCGGUCUCGAAGCCAUCCUCAAAACCACCGGCGACAUUUGCCACGCGCUCGCAGCCGGUAACGCCAGCUGGCGGUGAACUCUGGUCGCCGCCUCUAACGGCCACCAGCACAGCACCUGCAUUUGCAGCAUUUGGCACAGCAUCACAACAGCAACAAACAGCACCAGCAAAUAGCAACACUAGUGCGUUCAACGACGACCUAUUCGCAAUGUGCAAAGAGGCCAUUCCCCUGCCCGCAGAUCCAUUUCGAUCAUCUUCCACUUCGAAAGAGCAGCAACCGCAGUAUCAGUUUCAGCAGCGGCCGCUUCGCAACAACAACAACAACAACAACAACAGCAGCAGCAACAGCAACAACAGCAGCAGCAGCAGCAGCAGCAGCAACAGCAGCAGCAGCAGCAGCAACAACAACAACAAUAACAACAACAAGCCUUCUACCAUUGGUAUCGUCGAUCCAUUUGGACAGUUAUCAACAGCAUCGUUGUCAAUCGAUCCAUUUGCGGCUUCAACGGGGCUAGCGUUGACCGCAAAGCCACAAAGCGGUUCCCGUGCGGUUCUUUCGCCACCUCCAUCUCAGACUCACGUGACGCCUCAUCAUCUUACAGCGUCUGCGGCUCCGGCCAAAUCGUCGAUGGGCGAUUUUGCCGAUUUCGACGCCGCGUUUGGUGCGGCCGCGGCCAAUUCCGCUGAUAUGACGAUUCUGGCGCAAGCUUCAAGUACACCUUUGGUGCCAUUGCCGGCAAAUGCUAAAACGGCGUUUUCGGGAAGCGGAGCGACGUUAACACACGGAACGGCGGGGGUCGGUAAUGGUUCCCUUAGCAAAAAGGGCCUCGCCUCACAAAAUGAAAUAUCUAAAGGCGGGGCACCCUCAGCUGAUCGUUAUGCUGCUCUGGCAGAACUUGACGAACUUCUCAGCGGGCAAAAAAAUGACUCAGUGUCUAAACCGAAUGAGGUUGUCAGCGGAGUGUUAUCUUCAACAGAUCCUUGGGGAAAUCACCAACCUACGCCAGCUACGGCAUCUGCAAAUCCAUUUUCUCCUACGGGCGCUACAGCUCCAUCGACCGGUGGAAGCAACAAUCCGUGGGGUUCGCCAGCAGCCCCGGCUCCAUCUCCUGCAUCCGCAUCUUCCCCUAAUCCGUUCGCUAUAGCAGCCAACUCGUGGGGUACCACUAUACCAAGUACGUCACCCGCCGGUGCGGCCCAAGCGAUAACGUUUGGUCGUAUAACACCUUCAAAUGUUACGACACAGUCUUACGACCUAGCGGCACUCACAACUACUCUGGCAGGCGUACAACUUAAAAAUGGCCGUAUGACGCCAACGAUAAGUCAAUGGCCAAACAACAAUCAACAGAAAUCAUUGGCCUCUAUUGCUUUGAGUUCUGGAGGGCCGCCAGGCGCCUCUACCCAGACAUCCGCAUCGUCCAAUAGCGGCAGAUUCCCCACUACCUCCUGGAAUGCUGCAUCCCUCGCUUCCACUGGCAAUAGCAGUACCGUACAAGCUGGCUUUUCUCAGACGCAUCAACAGCAACUGGAGGUCGCAGCGCCGACAAAUACUGUAGCCACAAGAAGUAACAGUACAAAUAGCAGUUGCAGCGGCACUGGAAGUAUUUCUGGUUCGGGUAACUGUACACAGGGCGGCGCCGAUUGGGCCGGGUUUGGACAGUUGGCCUGGUCUAACGGUACCACCACAUCGGCUAGCACCGGCAUGAACGCCGCAGGGGGUUGGCCUAAUGGAGGCGCAGGCCUAACCGAAGUAUGGUCACAGAUGCCAACUAGUGCUUCGACUCCCGCAUUCAAUGCACGUAGCCAUAGUCCCGUCCAGCGAAUUGCUGCACCAGCCAUAAGCAAAGUGUCAGCACAAUUUUUAGGAGGUGUUCCACAGUCCUUUUCGGUGCACUCUGCCUUUGGAGCCGCUCAGUGGCCUCCAAACGGGACCCCUAACGGAACCCACCAAACUGGGCUUCCUAACGGACGCGUCCCUUCGAAUGCAAACCCCUUUACACCGAACGGCUCGGGUCCGUUGGGUGCAGCGCGCGUCUGUUCAACGAGUAAUCCAUUUCUUUAGUUAGCGAUACAAUGUAUUCCUCGUGGAGCAGAACAAAUCCGGAUAACGCUCGUAAUUGAUCUUCGGAAGCACAUGAAGGUAGCCUGAGCCCGGGGUGGUGAAGUAACUUUUUUUUUUCGUGUUUCAAGCACGCAAGUGUCACAGCAAAGACGGUUUUGGAAUUAUUCCGCGUUCAAGGACGAAUGCAUCUUAAUUUUGCCAUUACGAAUCAUUGUCCAGUAAUGUAGUGUCAUAUUCGAUGAAACCCAGUUGGAACAGCGCGGUUGUGCUUGUUAGACGUAAUGACAAUACACGGUGUAGCUAUCAGUAUCUCCAGCACGAAGCAGCUUCGAGAUACUUGUUCGAAGCAUUGUUCCAUGUGCUUAUACAACUGUCGAAGAAUGCUUAAAACGAUUUCUCUACGGCCGCAACAAGGACCACAGAAAUGGGACGUACGAGGAGGCUGGGCAAACGUGGGAAACAACAAACGAAGUUUGAAUUCUAUGAAAAAAAAAGUGACUGGAAAUAACUAGGGGUAAAAAGUCAGGAAAAAUCGAAGGCAAUAAAACAAAGCAAAUAUACGUGAAACAUCGAUUCCGAUUUGGUGGGACCGGUUGCAAAAUGAAACCGAUCUAUAUAUGUGAAAUGUGUUGACAACUAAAUAUAUAGGAACGUCUAAAUGUUGCUAGAGGUAAGGAAGAAAACAACAACAAAUACAAAGAAUAGAAAAAUCAACGGAUAGAAAAGCAAGGGUUAGACACAAAGAAGUGCAUCCCACGGUAACACUAGAAGAAUUAUUUAAUUGAGAUAAAUUUGUUGGAAAUAAGGUCAUCUUGUGGGUAGAUACCUAUUACAAUGAACUAAUAAUAUAUGAACGGUUAACAUAACCUCUAACACUAAAAUAACACCAGCAAUGAAGUACACAGGUUUAUGGAAGAAACAUAAGUGACUUAGUGGGCUAAUAUAUUGAUUCAGAAUAAAAAAAAAACAACGUAUACUGUGUGAAGGAAGAAGACAACACAGCAAUUGCUGCGGGCUAGCGUAAAAACAUAACGCAAAACAAAAAUAGUGCGGGCCAAAAAAUGACCAUGAUAUAUGUUACCUGAUUCCCGUUCGGUUCCGCCCAGCAAAUGGAUGUGUGAAAUCCUGUCAUGGAUCUGACAGGAUCCUGAAAGAAGUAAAAGUGACAAAUUAAGGGAGAACGGAGUAACGAGAGAAGUUUUAGUGACAGAAAAAAUGACGAAUCAAUUGAUACCAACAACGGAGAGAGGAGCACAUUGUAUUGAAGGUAGAAAGUCAUACAAUGUUGUGAUUUUCCUACAGCUGUUAUAGCAGAAAUUGCUACAGCUAUGAUUAAUUAUAACCAUCCUGUGUUUCCACCAACUAUUCUAUCGUGAUCCUCUGCAUGUAGUUAAAGGUAGAAGAGAGAAUGAUCAUCUAAGAUGGACGAUGAAAGAACGCGAAAAUUAAGAAGUUUAACACGGAUGGUGAAGCGUUUGUUCACGAACUUAAAAGUAUCUAUACACACUUACACGACCAUACGGACACGCUACAAGAAACUAUAAGAAAACAGUAGAAUAAAAAGCAAAAGACAUUGAACAGCGUAUAUCAAGCACGGUAUCAAUGAUUAUCGUGAUGACAACAAGGAAGGGUAGGAAGACUAAAAGGAGCCGAUGAAGAUGUACUGUAUGAUUGUGUACAGUUUAUAUUGCAUUGUAUAUUUAAGUUAAGUCACUCGAGCCACUUAUCUUGCUAAGUUUGAUCGAGACGAUAAAAAAUGUAUGUAGAUAUAUAAACUUACGAGAACGAUUUAAAAAAGCACUUUAUGCAGACAAAUAUAAAAUGUCUCCGUAACGAAUGGCGAGUACACAACAUGGCGAUAUCAACAAGCCUGAGAAAGGGGACAAAGAGCAAAAUUCUGCUAAUCUAACGAAGUGAUAGCAGGUUGAUGAAUAUUUCGCAGAGUGAAUAUAUUUUACAAGAAGAGACGGAAGAGCAACACGUAAAACUGUGACAGUUAGAGAUGAGGGGCUCUGCAGAACGCCAGUUAUUCGGGUUUGUCCAGCAAGGAAGGGAGUAAGACUGAAGUUAGUUAGAAAUUCGAAUCGACAGCAAACACGGGCUCGAACAGCUGCUUCGAUAAUGACGAUGACGCCUACGACAAUGAUAACAUAACGUUCACAAUAAAGUAAGCUAACUAAAUAACAAUAAAUGCGGUGCUUUCAA